AUGGCGGGUUCCCCAGACCAAGAAGGCUUCUUCAACCUGCUGAGCCACGUGCAGGGCGACCGGAUGGAGGAGCAGCGGUGCUCGCUGCAGGCAGAGCCAGGCACCAUCUCCAAGAGCCAGAGCGGCCCCAUGCCGGAGGUGGACAGUCUUAUAGACAUGGUGGCCAGCACCCAGGGCCGCCGCAUGGAUGACCAGCGUGUGACCAUCAGCACCCUGCCUGGUUUCCAGCCUGUGGGCCCCAAGGACGGAGUGCAGAAACGAGCUGGGACCCACAGCCCCCAGCCCCUCCUCACCCCUCCGGACCCCUCUGCUCUCAGCUUCCGUCGGAACAGCAGCCCCCAGCCCCAGACACAAGCCCCGUGA
Messenger RNA from Pipistrellus nathusii (Nathusius's pipistrelle), 363 nucleotides. Lineage: Eukaryota; Metazoa; Chordata; Mammalia; Chiroptera; Vespertilionidae. The record is from the annotation of a GenBank genome assembly.